GGAGGGAUAUAUUCAAACAACCCAAGCCGGAACUUGCUGGAUCGUCUUUAGCGAUAAUUGUAGAUAUAAUAUUGACGCGGUUUCGUAAAUAAUGCCGGUUUAAAGUCUUCUGGACCGGUUCUGUUCGGCUGUUGAGGGGCGGGAAGCGCGGAAGUCACGUGAACCCGGAACCCCGGCGCUGAAAGGCGGUAAAUCCCGGCUCCUCGCUCCUGUAGCCGGCAUGCUCCGCGUUUCCUCGCCGGCGCACCGGCGCCUGCUGGCGGGCCUGAGCCUGCUCCUGGCCCGGCUCUGCUGCUGCUCCGCGGCGGUUCCGAACAUCGCCGCCUACUUCGGAACCAAGACCCGCUACGAGGAGGUGAACCCGCUCCUGCUGCGCGACGUGCUGGCGGUGAACGCGUCCGCCCUGAAGCCCCCGCCCACCGAGCGCUGCUCUCCGGUCCACCUGACCGCCGUGGUUCGGCACGGCAGUCGGUACCCGACCGUAAAGAACAUCCGCAGGAUCAACAGGCUGAGCGAACUGGUCCGGACCGAGGCGGCCCGUGCUCCGGGCGGAUGGCUGCUGGAGCUCCAGAGCCGCUGGGAGUCGUGGUACACCGAGGACAUGGACGGUCAGCUGGUGGCGAAGGGCAGGGCGGAGCUGCAGCAGCUGGCGCGGCGUCUGGCCUCCUUGUUUCCGUCUCUGCUGUCGGAGGACAACGUGAGGAAGAGGAGGGUGAGCUUCGUCAGCAGCUCCAAGCACCGCUGUGUGAGCAGCGUGGAGGCGUUCCAGGAGGGCCUGCAGCAGCACUGGGGUCACAGCGAUGAGGCUCCGGACUACAGCCACAGGGUGGACGACGAGCUGAUGCGCUUCUUUGAGCGUUGCCGUGGUUACGUGGAGGGGGUGGAGAACAACCGGACGGCGCAGCUGGAGAUGGAGAAGUUCAAACACGGCGAGCAGAUGGACGCUGUGAGGAGGAGGGUCGCAGAGACGUUGGGCCUCCCGUUCCAUCGCCUCACACCAGAUCUGCUGGAGGCGGCCUUCUUCUUGUGUUCGUACGAGCUGUCCAUCAAGUCCGUCCACUCGCCGUGGUGCUUCCUGUUCAACGAGAACGACGCCAAGGUUCUGGAGUACAAGUCGGACCUGAAGCAGUACUGGAAGCGCUCUUACGGGUACGCCAUCAACAGCCUGUCCAGCUGUCCCCUCUUCCACCACGUCUUCAGGAUGCUGGACAAGGCGGGGCGUCCUCGCAGGUCCACAGAGGCAGCUCCAGAACCGGCCUCCAUCCUGGUGGGACAUGCUGAAACGCUGCUUCCUCUUCUUUCUCUGCUGGGGCUGUUUAAGGACAAGACUCCGCCCACUGCCAGUAACUACCAAUCACAGCACGACAGAACCUUCCAGACCAGCCGGAUCGUCCCGUAUGCCGCCAACCUGCUCUUGGUUCUGUACGACUGCCAGCGCGGGCCGCGGCUGCAGAUGCUGCUGAACGAGACGCCGCUGAGGUUCCCCGGCCUGCCGGAGGACGCGCCCCUGUACCGGGACGUCCGGGCCGCCUACCGCCACCUGCUGGACGGCUGCGACUUCCACGCCGAGUGCGAGGGCAGAGCCGGGGGCCGCGGGCCCAGCACUGAGCUCUGACGCUACAGAACCAGAACGUCCGGCUCCUCCGGACCCGAACGCAUCUUAGCAGGUGUUCAGCUCUGAUCUAGCCCCGCCCCCAUCAGUGUGAGGGCGGAGCUCUGGCUUAAGUGGCGACUCUCAGGGUGUCAUGCUGGUUACCGGCUGAAAUCUGCAACAGGAAGCACACUUUCAAAGUAAAAGCCUUUAUUGCAGGGAGUGAAACGCAGCGAUGUCUUCAGAGGGACGAACCUUCCCGCCGGAGGUUUGAUUUCUGGGUUCAUUCUUUGAGCUUUAGGGUAAUUUAUUCUUUGUCGGUUCGUUUUGAGAAUUCUUCCGCUAAGAUUUGAGGGUCAAAUCUUCAUCAGGGUCACUUUCUGCUCCUUUGUGCCAAAAUCCAACUUUUGUUUUUGCCAAAACAUUUUAAAAUAAAAGCUUUACUUGUUUUCUUUAA
Oryzias melastigma (Indian medaka) is the source of this 2048-nucleotide messenger RNA. RefSeq names its product multiple inositol-polyphosphate phosphatase 1b. Gene Ontology annotation, molecular function: acid phosphatase activity; inositol phosphate phosphatase activity. Bases 221 to 1615 code for a protein of 464 amino acids. NCBI's taxonomy places the organism in Eukaryota, Metazoa, Chordata, Actinopteri, Beloniformes, Adrianichthyidae. The record is from RefSeq and is a predicted model, not a curated record. The transcript has 7 exons.